AUGCCUGUCCUUCCGGAGGCGAGGGCGGCGGGGCGCGCCGUGGCCCUGGCCCUGGUGCUGCUGUUCCCCGCGGGUCCCGCGGGCGCCCUGCCCCGCCUGCAGCCAGGCAUGCCGCACGUGUGUGCCGAGCAGGAGCUGACCUUGGUGAGCCGAAGCCAGCCGUGCCUGCAGGCUUUUAGCCGGGCCGUGCCCGUGUGGAAGGCGGGCUGCGGGCGGCAGGCGUGGUGCGUCAGCCACGAGCGGAGAACCAUCUACUACACGGGCUACAGGCAGGUGUAUGCCAUGGAGGCACAGACCGUGUUCAGGUGCUGCCCCGGGUGGAGCCAGCAGCCUGGAGACCAGGGCUGCCUUUCGCCCCGGUGCAGCGCUGGCUUCUGUUUUAACGGUGGCCACUGUGCGCCCGGCUCGGCCCAGCUGUGCCGCUGUCCCCGAGGCUUCCAGGGUCCCCGCUGUCAGAACGAUGUGGACGAGUGCCAGGUGCGCAACGGCGGCUGCCAGCACCGCUGUGUGAACACACCAGGCUCCUACGUGUGCGAGUGCAAGCCUGGCUUCCGGCUCCACGCGGACGGCAGGACCUGCUUGGCCAUCAACUCCUGUGCCCUGGGGAACGGCGGCUGCCAGCACGAGUGUGUCCAGCUCACGGUGACCCAGCACCGCUGCCAGUGCCGCCCCGGCUUCCAGCUCCAGGAGGACGGCCAGCGCUGUGUCCGGAGAAACCCGUGCGCGGACCGGAACGGCGGCUGUGCCCACACGUGCCAAGUGCGCCGGGGGCUCGCCCACUGUGAGUGCCACGCUGGCUUCCUGCUGGCGGCGGACCGCAAGUCCUGUGGAGAUGUGGAUGAAUGUGCCACGGGGCAGGCGCGAUGUGCCCACGGCUGCCUCAACACCCAGGGGUCCUAUGGGUGCACGUGCUACCCCGGCUACGAGCUGGGCGCUGACAGCCGGCAGUGCUACCGGAUCGAGAUGGAGAUCGUGAACAGCUGCGAGGCCAGCAACGGGGGCUGCUCCCACGGCUGCAGCCACAGCAGCGCGGGGCCCCUGUGCAGCUGUCCCCGGGGCUACGAGCUGGACGAGGACCAGAAGACGUGCAUCGACGUGGACGACUGUGCCGACUCGCCGUGCUGCCAGCAGGUUUGCAGCAACAGCCCUGGCGGGUACGAGUGUGGCUGCUACGCGGGCUACCGGCUCAGCGCCGACGGCUGCGGGUGCGAGGACGUGGACGAGUGUGCGUCCGGCCUGGGCGGCUGUGAGCACCACUGCACCAACCUGGCCGGCUCCUUCCAGUGCUCCUGUGAGGCCGGCUUCCGGCUGGACGAGGACCGUCGAGGCUGCGUCCCCCUGGAGGUACCCGAGGUGGACCUGGACGGCCAGCUGCCCUUCGUGCGGCCCCUCCCACAUGUCGCGGUGCUCCAGGAUGAGCUGCCCCACCUCUUCCAAGAAGAUGACUACGUGGGGGCCCAGGAGGAGGAGGCGGCGGCGGCGGAGGCCCGGGGCGAGCACACGCUGAUGGAGAAGUUUGUGUGCCUAGACGCCUCCUUCGGCCAGGACUGCAGCCUCACCUGUGAUGACUGCAGGAAUGGGGGUGCCUGCCUCCCGGGCCUGGACGGCUGUGACUGCCCCGAGGGCUGGACCGGGCUCAUCUGCAAUGAGACGUGUCCCCCAGACACCUUCGGGAAGAACUGCAGCUUGUCUUGUAGCUGUCAGAACGGCGGGACGUGCCACCCCGCGACGGGGGCCUGCCGCUGCCCCCCUGGUGUCGCUGGAGCUCGCUGUGAGGAUGGCUGCCCCAAGGGCUUCUACGGCAAGCAUUGCCACAAGAAGUGCCACUGUGCCAAUCGUGGCCGGUGCCACCGCCUCCACGGGGCCUGCCUCUGUGACCCGGGGCGCUAUGGCCGCUUCUGCCACCUGGCCUGUCCGCCGUGGGCCUUUGGGCCGGGCUGCUCCGAGGAGUGUCAGUGUGUGCAGCGGAACACCCUUGCAUGUGACCGGAGAGACGGCAGCUGUUCCUGCAAGGCGGGCUUCCAGGGCGAGCGGUGCCAGGACGAGUGUGCGCCGGGCUUCUUCGGGCCGGAGUGCCUGCAGGUGUGCACCUGCCCUCGGGGCGUGGCCUGUGACCCUGUCAGCGGCCAGUGCGGGAAGCAGUGUCCCGCUGGCUACUGGGGGAAGGACUGUGACCAAGAGUGCCCAGAGGGGACAUUCGGUGUCAACUGCUCCGCUUCCUGCUCUUGCCGGGGGGCACCCUGCGACCGGGUCUCGGGGCAAUGCCAGUGCCCUCCCGGGAGGACUGGGGAUGACUGUGGGGCAGAUUGUCCCGAGGGCCGCUGGGGGCUGGGCUGCCAGGAGAUCUGCGCUGCGUGUGAGCACGGUGCCAUCUGUGAGCCUGGGACCGGAGCCUGCCUGUGCCGCCCCGGUUACACGGGCAGCCGCUGCCAGGAUGUGUGCCCGGUGGGCUGGUUUGGGCCUGGCUGCCAGAUGAGGUGCACCUGUGCCAACGAUGGGCACUGCCACCCGGUGACCGGCCAUUGCAGCUGUGCCCCUGGGUGGACCGGCCUCAGCUGCCAGAGAGCCUGUGACAGCGGGCACUGGGGACCCAACUGCAGCCACACCUGCAGCUGCAGCGCAGGCCACGGGAGCUGCGACGCGGUCAGCGGCCUGUGUGUGUGUGAGGCCGGCUACGCGGGCCCGCGGUGCGAGCAGCGGUGUCCCCAGGGCUACUUUGGCCCGGGCUGCGGGCGGCAGUGCCAGUGUGAGCAUGGGGCAGCUUGUGACCACAUCAGCGGGGCCUGCACCUGUCUGGCUGGCUGGAGGGGAACCUUCUGUGAACGCGCCUGCCCCGCCGGCUUCUUCGGCCUGGAUUGCCAUGGCGUCUGCGACUGCGCUGUGGGAGCAUCCUGUGACCCUGUGAGCGGCUCCUGCCUCUGCCCCGCCGGCCGCCAGGGUCCCCGCUGCGCCCAGGCCUGCCCAGCCCACUCGUACGGACACAACUGCAGCGGAGCCUGCACCUGCUUUAAUGGGGCCUCUUGUGACCCCGUCCACGGGCAGUGCCACUGUGGCCCUGGCUGGACGGGCCCCACCUGCCUGGAGGCCUGCCCUUCAGGACUGUAUGGUGAGAACUGUCAGCGUUCCUGCCUUUGCCAGCACGGGGGCACCUGCGACCCUGUCUCCGGCCACUGCACGUGCCCAGAGGGCUGGGGUGGCCCGGCCUGUGAGGAGGAGUGUCCCCCCGGACACUUCGGAGCCGGCUGCAGACAUAGCUGUAGAUGCCACAACGGUGGCCUCUGUGACCGGCACUCGGGCCACUGCCUCUGCCCAGCCGGCUGGACCGGGGACGAGUGUCAGAGCCCCUGUGCUGAAGGCACGUUUGGGGCUCACUGUGAGGAGCGCUGUGCCUGCCGGCGGGGUGCCACCUGCCACCGCGUCACGGGGGCCUGCCUCUGCCCCCCGGGAUGGAGGGGCUCACAGUGUGAGAACGCCUGCCCGCGUGGCUGGUUCGGAGAUGCCUGUGGCCAGCGCUGCCAGUGCCCGCCUGGCGCCCCCUGCCACCACGUCACCGGGGAGUGUCGCUGCCCUCCGGGCCUCACGGGGCCCAGCUGCGAGCAGGCCUGCCCACCAGGCACCUUUGGGGAGAGCUGUGGGCUGAAGUGCCGCUGUCUCGGCGAGAACCAGGUCUGUCAUCCUGCCCUGGGGACCUGCACGUGUGCCGCUGGCUACCACGGCUCCGGCUGCCGGCAACGGUGCCCCCCUGGGCGCUUUGGGCCUGGCUGUGAACAGCUAUGUGGGUGUCUCAACGGGGGCUCCUGUGACGCGGCCACCGGGGCCUGCCUCUGCCCUGCUGGCUUCCUUGGGGCUGACUGCAGCUUGGCCUGUCCACAGGGCCACUUCGGCCCCGGCUGUGCGCGUGUGUGCAGGUGCGGGCAGGGAGCAGCCUGCGACCCUGUGACUGGCGGCUGCAUCUGCCCCCCAGGGAGGACUGGCCUACACUGUGAGCACGGCUGCCCUCAGAACCGGUAUGGCGCGAGCUGUGAGCACGUGUGCUCCUGCAGAAACGGGGGCCUGUGCCAGGCCACCAACGGCAGCUGCUCCUGCGGCCUGGGCUGGACGGGGCCACGCUGUGAGCAGGCCUGUCCUCCCGGUCGCUAUGGUGCCGCCUGCCGCCUGGAGUGCUCAUGCCAAAACAACGGCACCUGCGAGCCGGCCACGGGCACCUGCCGCUGCGGCCCCGGCUUCUACGGACAGGCCUGCCAGCACCCUUGUCCCCCCGGCUUCCACGGCAUGGGCUGCCAGGCGGCAUGUGAGUGUCAGCACGGAGCCUCCUGCCACGCCGUCAGCGGCCAGUGUCUCUGCCCGGCCGGCUUCCACGGCCAGCUCUGUGAGAAAGGGUGUGAACCAGGCUCAUUUGGAGAGGGCUGCCGCCAGCACUGUGACUGUGAGGGAGGGGCACCCUGCGACCCCGUCACUGGCCAGUGCCUUUGCCCCCCGGGGCGCACAGGGGCCACUUGUGACCGUGACUGUAGACCAGGCUUCUUCGGGCCGGGCUGUGCCCUGCGCUGCAGCUGCACGGCCGGGGCCGGCUGUGACCCCAUCAGUGGGCGCUGCCACUGCGUGGACGGCUACACAGGGCCCACCUGCCGGCAAGCAGCCUCUCAACCUGCCUCUAACGGAGCAGCACCUGGGCUCGGCAGCAGGACCCACAAACACUAGCGCAGAGGCAGCCCUCCAGCAGGCCCGCCUCCCAGGUGCUCUGACGACGACUGAGGAGGGGCCCAGCCUGGUCUCCGAGGGCCGCGCACAGCCAGUCGGCC
Suricata suricatta (meerkat) is the source of this 4802-nucleotide messenger RNA. It is a transcript of the gene MEGF6, whose product is annotated as multiple EGF like domains 6. Lineage: Eukaryota; Metazoa; Chordata; Mammalia; Carnivora; Herpestidae. Gene Ontology annotation, molecular function: protein binding; calcium ion binding. The record is from RefSeq and is a predicted model, not a curated record. The transcript is spliced from 37 exons. The coding region runs from base 1 to 4701 and encodes 1566 amino acids.